Molecule: messenger RNA, 1406 nt
Organism: Hyalella azteca
Lineage: Eukaryota; Metazoa; Arthropoda; Malacostraca; Amphipoda; Hyalellidae
Exons: 2
Coding region: 111-1019 (302 amino acids)
Source: RefSeq, a predicted model, not a curated record
GCUCCAGGACAUAUACAAGUUGCAAGUUUCUGUCGUUGAUAUUUCAAGAUUUGCUCUCUUAACAUAUAUUAUUUUGCCCGAAGCUCAGUUAAGAAGUCCAAGGUCUGGUGAUGGCACAUCCAGGAUUGGUGGCGGUUGCUGGAGGAUGCAUUUCGAUCGCUGCUGCAGGAUGGGUGUCAAUUGCUGCAGGAUCGGUGGCCUUCCCAGUAGCACUGAUGGAGGCCGAUGCGAGAGUGGGGGGACUACUGUCCUUUCCUCUAUUUUUUUUCGUGCUGGCAAUACUGAUGGCGAUCAUAAAAAGAUUGAUCAUAAAAAGAUUGAUGGUAGAUAAAGAUGGAUUAUAUAUAAAUGAAAUAAGCAUCGUUGCUAUCUGUGCAGGAUUGGUUACAAUUGCUAGAGGAUGGGUGGCGACAUUUGGAGGACGGGUUACGAUCUCUGGAGGAUGGAUGAUGAUCUCUAGAGAAUGGAUGAUGGUCUCUGGAGGAUGGGUGAUGAUCACUGGAGUAUGGGUGUUGAUGUCUUUUGUACGGUCUAGGAUCGACAGAGGAUGGGUGAUGAUCGCUGGAGGAUGGCUGAUGAUCACUGGCGAAUGGUUGGUGAUCCCUGGAGGAUGUUUGAUGUUCCAUGUAGGAUGGAUGUUGAUUGCUGCAGGAUGUGUUGCAGGAUGUCUCGAAGAAGGAUGGCUGUCGAUCGCUUUAGGGUUAGUGGCCUUCACAUUAGCACUGAUGGCGGCUGAUGCAAGAUUGAUGAUCUUGGUUGCAUGGUUGAUGGUUUUCGGUGCAAGUUUAAACUCAAAUGAAGAAAGAUCGUUGAUAUCGUUGACAAAAUGGCUAGUAUUGCUGGGAGCAAAAGCCUGUGUGAUCUGUGCAGGAUCGCUGGCUGUCACAAAAGAAUUGACAAAUAUCACUGACCUGUUGAUAACAAUCACGAAUAUCAAUGUGGCAUUCCUGGCGGGAUUUAUGUCGAUCACUCAUGCAGUAUUCAUGUUUAUCAAACAAGGAUUGAUAGUUUUUCAAUGAAUGAAACACUGAUGACGAUAGCAGUAAAGCUGUGAGUGAUUUCUGAAAGGUUUGAGUCAGUUUCUGAAAAAUUACGAGAAGACAGUCUCACAGUAACCCUUUCAGGCCACAAGGCGACAAUGAUGGAGAUUGCUGCGAUACUCACGACGAUUGUUCUUGUAGUGAAGAUUGUAGCUGACAGAUUGGAAGCGAUUGCUGCAUGGUUGCAGGCAAUGGCGUCUUGAAUGGUAUAUGAAAUUGUUUACUCCUAUUUGCGUAACUUCAAUUGUCUUACAGUCAUGAUAAAAAUUUGUGAUUUAAAAAAUUCGAGGUUGACACCUGACAUGGUUUGUACCGAUAUUUAUUCAAGUUUCUGUUCUAAAUCGUUUUAUAAGACAAAUUUGUAAA